Molecule: messenger RNA, 1269 nt
Organism: Hypoxylon fragiforme
Lineage: Eukaryota; Fungi; Ascomycota; Sordariomycetes; Xylariales; Hypoxylaceae
Product: S-adenosyl-L-methionine-dependent methyltransferase
Exons: 4
Coding region: 124-1032 (302 amino acids)
Source: RefSeq, a predicted model, not a curated record
GGUUAGGCAAAAGUUACCCGCGAUGUUCUUAAACGACAAACCCACGAAGCAUACAACGAACGCAUCAGACCAGGGACGAGACAGGACAGGACAGGACAGGACAGGACAGGACAGGACGGUAACAUGGCUGAGCUUAAUAGGUUACACUUUAAUGAAGAGGCGUCAGUCUAUGAUUCCAAGCACGACAAGUUCAAUGAACGUGUUGCGAAGGAGAUUCGGGCCCGCUUGGACUGGAUAGGCGUCGAUUGGGUCUCGGAUGACGACGACGACGACGAUGAUGAUGACGAUUAUGGUGAUGGUGAAAACGAUAAGAGCAACCGCGAUCCUUCUCGACCCAAGAAGGAGGUGAGACUACUAGACUACGCUUGCGGCACUGGUGGGAUGUCGAGAGCUCUUGCUCCUUAUACGACACAAUGUAUCGGCAUCGACAUAUCAGAAAAGAUGGUCGAGGUGUAUAACUCUCGUGCCGAGAACCAGGGUCUAUCUCAUGACGAGAUGCACGCUAUAGUGGGCGAUCUGCUUGCGACGACGGGAGAGCUAGGCUCAUCAGCCGAAUCCCACUCCCCAUCCCUGAGGGUGGUGGAAGGGGCCCCCUCCCCUCGCCUCUUCGGCUUCGACGUGGCGGCCGUGGGGGGCGGGCUCCACCACCUCGCGGACCCGGAGCUGGCCUCCGACCGCCUGGUCCAACGCCUGCGGCCGGGUGGCGUCCUGCUCGUCUGGGACUUCCUGCUGCACGGGCCCCUCGGCGACCGAGACCGAGACCGAGAUCACGGGGUCCUGCACCACGGCCUCGCCGAGGACAGGGUCCGAGCCUUGUUCGAGCACGCCGGCGCCGGCAAGGGGUUUGAUUUGGUGGUUGUGGGGUCCGGGGUUACUCGUGGGCGGCGCUGUAAACAUGGCCAUCACCAUGAUCACGGUGGACAUGGAGAUGGACAUGGUGAUGGUGGUGAUGAUAAUGAGGAGAAUGGCGAUGGGGAAGAGGAGGUGUUGGUGAGGAGACAGCUGUUCUUGGCUAGGGGGGAGAAAUAUUGAGUUAGCUAGGUAGUCGGGUUAGAGCGCGUAAACCUUGCAGCGGCCCUGCAAAUUACGAGAUAGGUAGGCAAGGAAGGAAGGAAGAAAGAAAGAAAGAGAGCUAACUAGCUUCGAGAACAUUUCCAUCAAUUUUUUUUGUAAUUAAACUUGAUUGAUAGCUUCCUCUCCACUUACUCAAAGCGUACUCCUGAGAUCCUGACUCUAGAUUCUUGAAACUUGCCUAUUUAUUACCCUAGG